AACUAAACAUAGCCUUGGAAAGUUGGAACCAAGAUGACCCCUUCUCAAAUGAGCUCUUACCAGAUUAUCCUUGAGAAACAACAAUCCAUCUAUGAACUUCCAUACUCUUUCCGUUUUUACUGUCCAUUUCAAUUACAAUUUACAAGCAAUAAAUCCCCUUAAUUUUUGGUGGGUGAUGCUAAUAUUAUCGUUGCUAAACAGAGCAAAAAGCAAUACUGAUGACAAGAAUGAAAGUAGACUGAUACUACUGGCAGAAUCAGGGAGUUAAGUUGUCAUGCAGCUGUUGCAUUAUCUUCCCUGAAGGCACUCUGGGAGAAUGUGCCACCUUCUUGGAAUGGUUUUCUUGAUCCUUGUGGCAAUCACUGGGAAGGAAUUGUCUGCAAUAAUUCGAGAGUGAUUUCUAUAACUUUAUCAAGCAUGCAACUAGAGGGCAAAUUGUCAGGAGAUAUCCAACAAUUAUCUGAACUACAAACUCUAGACUUAUCGUAUAACAAGGGACUGACCAGUUCUCUUCCUGAAGCAAUUGGGAAAUUAGCAAAGCUCACAAACCUGAUCCUAAUUGACUGCAACUUCAUCGGCAAAAUUCCAGACAGCAUAGGAUCUCUGUCAGAGCUGAGAUUUUUAUCGUUGAAUUCUAAUGGUUUCAGCGGAACAAUACCGAGAUCAAUUGGGAGUCUUUCUAAGAUCUAUUGGCUGGAUCUAGCUGAGAACAAGCUUACUGGAACAUUACCUGUCUCUAACGGGACUGAACCUGGUCUGGAUUUGCUGCAUGAUUGCAAGCAUUUUCACUUUGGAAGAAAUCAACUCUCUGGUUCAAUUCCACCUCGGCUGCUCCAUGAAAAUAUGACUCUUAUUCAUAUGCUUUUGGAUAAUAAUCAGCUUAGCGGCAACAUACCGUCGACAAUAGGUCUAGUGAAAUCAAUGGAGGUGCUACGAUUGGAUUGGAAUUCGUUCAGUGGGUCUGUCCCUUCAAAUAUUAGCAAUCUUACUAAUGUUACCGAUAUGCUUUUAUCCAACAACCAACUCACCGGCCCAAUGCCUGACCUUACUGGCAUGAACCUUCUUAGUUACUUGGACAUGAGUAACAAUAGUUUUGACAUCUCAGACAUUCCAUCAUGGUUCACAGCCUUGCCGUCUUUGACUAAUUUAAUGAUGGAAAAUACUCAUCUUGAGGGUGAAGUUCCAGAAAUGUUAUUCAGCCUACCCCAGUUACAAAAAGUGGUAUUUAAGAAGAACAGACUCAGUGGCGUAUUAGACAUUGGUGCUGCCCGCAGCUCACAACUUCGUGUGGUUGAUCUUCAAAACAACAAUAUUUCUUCGUACACUCAGAGUCCCGGGAAUGAUAUUGUCCAAAUCAUUCUUGUAGAAAAUCCAUUCUGUGCGGACACAGUCACGGUGCAUAAAAACUGUAUUCUUCCUCAACAGCCCAAAGUCUCAUAUUCAACCCCACUAAAUUGUGGCCCUCUUGAUUGUGAUUCAGAUAAAGUUUCCAGCCCUAAUUGCCACUGUGCCUAUCCGUACACUGGAAUUUUCACAUUUAGGGCCCCUCAAUUUUCCGACUUGGAAAACACCACAUACUAUAGAGACUUGGAGAAAAAACUAAUGAGAACCUUUAACUCCGAGAAAGCCCCUGUUGAUUCGGUGUCUCUCAGUAAUAUAAGCAGAUCUUCUUCAAAUUACCUUGAAAUGACCUUACAAGUUUUCCCUCGUGAUCAUGAUCGAUUCAAUAGGACAGCGAUACUUACUCUAGGCUUUCUGCUAAGCAACCAGACUUUUAAACCACCAUCAGAUUAUGGACCGUAUUAUUUCACUGCUAAUGACUAUACAACCUUUGCAGAGCAACCUGUACAUGGAUCAAAAUGGACACUGAGCAAGACUGCUAUCAUUGCAAUUGCCGCUGGAGGGUCUGCACUGCUCAUACUAUUGUGUGCUGGAGUUGCCUUUUGUUGUCAUAAGAAGAGACCUGCCAAAACUGUGGAGCCAGUUAUUCCUUUAGCUGCAUCCUGGAUGUCUCCCGGAAGCACCACUAGCACUUUGCCUCUGGCAGGAUCAAGGGUGUUUUCACUUGAAGAUAUAAAAAAGAUGACCAAUAUUUUCUCAGAAUCAAAUAUCAUUGGGUCAGGGACCUACGGGAAGGUUUACAGGGGUGCACUGACUAAUGGCCAGCUAGUUGCUGUUAAAAGAGCUGAACAAGGUUCACCACAGGGUGACCUUGAAUUUAGAACUGAAGUAGAACUUCUCUCAAGAGUUCAUCACAAGAACCUUGUUAGACUUUUCGGUUUCUGUUUGGAGAAAGGAGAACUUAUAUUGAUCUACGAGUAUGUGCCAAACGGCACCUUAAAAGAGAGUCUCUCAGGCAAGUCAGGAAUAAGGUUAGACUGGAGGAGGAGAAUCAAGGUAGCUGUUGGCGCAGCAAGAGGUUUGGCUUAUUUGCAUGAACUUGCCACCCCACCAAUCAUACAUAGGGAUAUCAAGUCGAACAACAUCUUGCUUGAUGAAAACUUGAAUGCAAAAGUUUCAGAUUUUGGUCUAUCUAAGCCACUGAUUGAUGUUGGAAAGGGUCAUAUCACUACUGAAGUGAAGGGUACAAUGGGAUACUUGGAUCCUGAAUAUUACAUGACUCAAAAGUUAAACGAGAAGAGUGAUGUAUACAGCUUUGGAGUGCUAAUGUUGGAGCUCAUAACUGGUAAGGCUCCAAUUGAUAGAGGACGAUACAUUGUGAGAGAAAUGAGGAAUGUCAUUGAUAGAACACAAGACCUAUAUGGUCUUCAUGAGUUUAUGGACCCAGGCAUUGGUCUUGGAACCACAUUGAAGGGGUUCGAGAAGUAUGUCGAUUUGGCUCUCUGUUGUGUCGGAGAAUCAGGAAUUGAUCGCCCUGUCAUGGGGGAGGUUGUAAAAGAGCUCGAAGAAAUACUACAAAUGGCUGGUUUAAAUCCUUAUAGUGAUUCAGCUACCAGUUCUGGGACAUUUGCUCGUCGGAACACUCGGGAUCUUUACGAUGAUGAGUCUCUUUACAGUUAUAGUGGACAAUUCCCACGUUGAUGGUCACUUAAAUGUUAUUAUUGAGCCUUGUAAGAAUCUUGUGCAUAUGUGGUGAACUGUAUGUAACUAAUGUAAGUGAUUCAGAAUAUGUUUUUACUCUAAUUGCUAAUCUUGUGUUUUCUGAUCACCUGUUGAAAGUUUUCUGAGGAUCACAUUGAUUUGAGGUAAUUGGUUAACGCAUAUACUUUCUCUGUUAAUUUAUACAUACAAUAGAUUUUCAC
This is a messenger RNA of Beta vulgaris subsp. vulgaris (sugar beet), 3263 nucleotides long. RefSeq names its product leucine-rich repeat receptor protein kinase HPCA1. Gene Ontology annotation, biological process: protein phosphorylation. Lineage: Eukaryota; Viridiplantae; Streptophyta; Magnoliopsida; Caryophyllales; Amaranthaceae. The coding region runs from base 418 to 3042 and encodes 874 amino acids. The transcript is spliced from 19 exons. Gene Ontology annotation, molecular function: ATP binding; protein kinase activity; protein binding. The record is from RefSeq and is a predicted model, not a curated record.